Molecule: messenger RNA, 2535 nt
Organism: Ilyonectria robusta
Lineage: Eukaryota; Fungi; Ascomycota; Sordariomycetes; Hypocreales; Nectriaceae
Product: OPT oligopeptide transporter protein-domain-containing protein
Exons: 1
Coding region: 1-2535 (844 amino acids)
Biological process (GO): transmembrane transport
Molecular function (GO): oligopeptide transmembrane transporter activity
Source: RefSeq, a predicted model, not a curated record
AUGAGUUUGGCAACGGAUAAAACGCCCAUCACCAAGGGCGAAAACACGGAAAACGAAAAUGUCGACCAGAAACUAGACUCCGAGCCAAAAGAUUCCGUCGAAGCCGACUCCGACGCCAGUCUCGUCGAGGCUCUCCACGCCCUUGUCGAAGAACACUCGUUCGAUCAGAAUUUUCCCACCAACAUAAUCGAUCGCGCUCGAGAAUACCUCGAGAACAGAAACGAUGGCAACGAAGACCCAGAGCUCGCCCAAAAGCUCAUCGACGACUUCCACACUCAGAAGGAUUUGAUGAUCAACAACUCGGCCUACCCUGAAGUUCGCGCCGUGGUCGACCCAACCGAUGACCCAACACUCCCAGUGGACACCUUCCGAGUAUUUUUCAUGGGAACCAUCUUCACCAUCGGAGGGACGGCUAUUCAACAGUUCUUUUCCUUGCGAAUGCCCAGCAUUGCCAUUUCAACGUACGUGGUGCAGUUGCUCUCCAUGCCCCUCGGCCUCCUCAUGGCAAAGUGGCUUCCAGAGAGAAUAUUUCGCCUCGGACCUUUGCAUUUUACUCUAAAUCCUGGCCCCUUCAACCAGAAAGAACACAUUCUCGUUGCCAUGAUGGCCAAUGUCGCCUUUGGCGGCCAUUCCACCGGGGCGUACAUCGUCAGCAUCAUCCAGGUUCUCAAACUCGAUCGGUUCUACGGCGAAAAAGUACUCUCCAAUAGUAUUCCCUGGCAAAUCACCACCCUUCUGGCUACACAGCUCAUCGGCUAUGGAUGUGCUGGUAUGGCCCGACGAUUUCUCGUUUAUCCCCCGGCCAUGAUCUGGCAGAAACCCCUGGCCAACAUCGCACUCACUAAGGCCCUAUACAAAGAUAAUGGGCGGGAUGCCGGCGUGAAUGCGAACGGCUGGACCAUGUCGCGGUACCGAUUCUUCGUCCUGUCAUUUACGGCCAUGUUCAUGUGGUAUUGGAUUCCCAAUUAUCUUUUUCAAGGACUCGCUUUGUUUAAUUGGAUCACUUGGAUCUCCCCUGGAAACGUCACCCUUGCCCUGAUCGCGGGAUCAACAUGCGGUCUCGGCAUCAAUCCACUUCCGACACUGGAUUGGAACAUUGCGACAUACCUCGGAGACCCGAUCGUCACUCCAUUAUUCACACUGAUGAACUUUUCUUGCGGCAUGGCGAUCAUGGGUUUCCUCGUCGUCCCCUUCAUGUACUUCAACAACGUUUGGGAUGCUGGAUACUUCCCAAUCAAUGGGAACAAACUCUACGAUAACACUGGAAAGUUUUACGACGUCCAACGUAUCCUCAAAGCCGACCUCACCAUGAACGAAACGGCGUACUACGAUUACAGCGUGCCUUUGGUUACGACCACUCAGAUUACGAAUUAUGCUGCCUUCUUCACGCUGUACGCCGCAAUCCCUGUUCACAUGUAUCUCUGGCACCGCAAGGACAUCGCAAAUGGACUGAGGUCUAUUUGGAAUAAGAAAAAGCGAUCGGAAGAAUUCAACGACGUUCAUAACCGGUUAAUGUCUGUUUAUCCCGAGUGCCCUCAUUGGUGGUACCUUGUCGUCCUCGCCAUUUCUUUUACCCUGGCAUGCAUCUCCGUCUCUCUUUGGCCCACGGGGAUGCCCAUUUGGGGAAUUGUGCUCGCAUUGAUCUUCACAUUUGUGUUGCAGAUUCCCAUUGGCAUGCUGGCAGCAAUCACCAAUAUGGAAUUAUCCACAGGCAUCCUUGCAAUGGUCAUUGGAGGUCAUGCACUGGAAGGCAAAACCAUCCCUAACAUGAUCUUCAAAAUGUUCAGCUAUAUGUCAACAUCUCAAUCUCUCAACUUUGUGUCCGACCUAAAGUUGGCACACUACGCGAAGAUCCCACCCCGCUGUGCUUUCAAAGCUCAAGUUUACGCAACCGUUCUGGCCGGCUUCGUGGCUCUGGGAGUGAACCACUGGGUCUUGCGCAACAUACCAAACCUUUGUCAGGCAAAACAGGAAGACCGCUUCACGUGCCCUUCCACCCAUUCAUACUUCAUGUCGUCAAUUCUUUGGGGCGUAAUCGGACCGCGUCGCAUGUUCGGUACUGAUGGCCCAUACCGAGCUGUCUGCUACGCCAUUCCAUUGGGCGUUGUCCUUCCGAUUGCAGUCUAUUAUGCUGCCAAAAGAUGGCCGCGAUCAUUCUGGCGAAAUGUUAACAUCCCCGUUUUCAUGGCUGGCCCACUUGGAUGGUCCCCAUACAACUGGAGCUUUAUGCAAGGCACGGUUGUUCUGGCCCUUUUCUUCAACUUCUACAUCAAAAGGCGAUGCAAGGCUUGGUGGGAGAUGUAUGCCUACGUCUUGACAAGUUCCUUCAUGGCUGCAAUUGGACUAUCUGGGCUCGUCAUGUUUUUCGCCUUGCAAAGAUUGAACGUUCGGUUGGAUUGGUGGGGAAACCGAAUUGCUUCACAAGGAGUUGACCAAGGGGGCUUCUUUGAUGCCAACAACAGCGCUGUCAGAUGUUCGAACCUGGCCAUACCUGAACGUGGCUAUUUCGACAUAAGCUUCGAUUGGAAGGUCUAG